AUGAGCGCCGUAUCCAUGCAAGUGGCCUUGCUUGUGACCGUGGGCCUAGCCUCGCUAUACAGUAUUGUUUGGGGCGGCAACUCGCGGCUAGCCAAAUACACGCUUGCGUGGGCAUGUUUCCAUCUGGCCGAGUACGGCUGUACCAAAAGGUACCUGCCUCGCACAGUGACGCCGCAUCUGUUUUUGAUAUGGGGUGCCCGUGGGGCUGUGCCUUUAGCAGCAGUGCAUUUGGCCAGCAUAUGCGAGUACUUGCUCACGCGGAAGUACGGGCGGCACCACGGCCUGCCGGCCUGCGGGGUGCUUUUGGCUGCAGCAGGCAUCUUUGUUCGUGGGAAAGCCAUACAUGACUGCGGCAACUCGUUUUCCCAUUACAUUGAAACUGAGACGCCGCAGAGGCUCGUCACCUCCGGGAUAUACGCGUGGUGCCGGCACCCGAGUUACGCCGGGUUCUUGCUAUACGUGGUGGGCAUGCAGACCAUUUUGGGGAACGUGCUCGUGCAUGCGCUCAGCUUGGUUGUGCUUGUCCGCUUCUUUGGCCGCAGAAUCCAGAUCGAGGAGCAUUUUCUUGUGGCCCGUUUCUACGGGGCCCGCUACGAGGAGUACCGUGCUCGUGUUUGUGCAUUGGUGCCCUACGUGUAUUGA
Messenger RNA from Metschnikowia bicuspidata var. bicuspidata NRRL YB-4993, 642 nucleotides. Its product is annotated as methyltransferase family protein. Gene Ontology annotation, molecular function: protein C-terminal S-isoprenylcysteine carboxyl O-methyltransferase activity. The record is from RefSeq and is a predicted model, not a curated record. Gene Ontology annotation, biological process: C-terminal protein methylation. Lineage: Eukaryota; Fungi; Ascomycota; Pichiomycetes; Serinales; Metschnikowiaceae. Gene Ontology annotation, cellular component: membrane; endoplasmic reticulum. The transcript has a single exon. The coding region runs from base 1 to 642 and encodes 213 amino acids.